UUGCUCCCGAAUUUUUAUUCUGAACGGAUGAUGUGCUUUUAAUCAAGCAGGGCGUCCCAGAACACUGCUAAUUACCCCAAGUCGAGGGCUCAGCAGCCGUCCUGGUGACGCUGGGUGCGUGAUAAGACUUUUUGCCGAACAGGUUUCCUGGGCUGGGGACCAGGGCAUCUAGGGCUCAGAAGGCUCCUAGGGGUGGCCUGGGUUUGGACUGGUGACGAGGGUGCCAGGUGAUGGCACCAGGCCUGGGCACAGGGAGGGUCCAGCUGAGACUCACUAGAACAGCUCUGAGGGGUCUCUGUCUGCUCUGAGCACCAGUUUCCACUUCUGUAAAAUGGAACUAAUGCUAAUGGAACUAAUGCUAGAGUCCAGGUGCGGAGCUCCACAGACGUCAUCAUGGUGGCCAUGGUGGUUGGCGAUCAUGUGUCAUCCUGCCACCCAGGAGACUGAGGCCGGAGGAUUCCUGGUUCAGAGCCAGCUGGGGCUUGAGCAAGAUCCUGUCUGCAACAAACAAGAACGCCAAGGAGCCACCCGAAGCAGCCCCUUCUGCUGUAAGUCGGUGACAGUUUAGUUUUGUUGUGUCAGGUGGUAUCAGCUUAGUUUUGCUGUUACAAACGCCCCCUCCCCCUCUCCAAGGCUGACAGCAGGGGCCCCUUCUCAUCACAUCAGCACAUUCACCGUGGUGCCUCCGGCUGGCUCCCAGGACUGGCCCGGAAGUGACUCAAAGUGACUCGGGUCAUUUCUCGUCAACCACAGACAGACCUGCAGCCUCUGCCCAUCCAGGUGACCUCAGGAGCCAGAAAAGAUCUGUUCCGGUAACAGCCAGCUACUGCCGGGUAACAAACGGGCUGCGUCUCUCCGGUGUGCAGUGGAGAGGCCGUUCUCGCUCUCCUGGCCUCAGGUCUGCUUGGACGCGGGUACCGUGGCGUGAGUCUGGCGCUGGCCUUGGGUCUGCCGUGGUUUGAAGAUCUCUGCGCCACGCGUUUGCUGCACAGAAGCUACACAGGCUGAGGCCCACCUGGCAGCUGGGAAGUCCCCUGCAUAGCGGCUUCAGGAAUGGCGGGGUCCAGGCACUCACUUCUCCCGAGUCUCUGCGGGGUCCAGGCUCCCUGCAGAGUCCCGAGGAGAUGGCUGUGGGUUGGGGAGAGGGAGACCUUGGAUUUUCAUCUUUGCUUUUUCUAAUACUGAAUCGCCCAGACAGCACGCCAUAAAAGCCCCAGCGACUUCAGGAGCUUGAUUGACACGAAAAAUGGGCAAAUUAUAGGCUUCUUUUCCCACCGCGCCGCUCAGUCCUGUCACACUGUAGCUGGUGCCGGACGGGAACAGACCCGCUUCUCUGCAGUGUUGGCUCACAGGUUCCUUCUCCCCUCUCGGCUAGACCACGUGACCGGCUCCGGCUCCCAGGGGCCGCUCAGAGUUCUGACUUAGAGUCCCCAUCCCUCCUCAGCUCUGACCACAAAUGCGUUGGCUUCCAGUCACGGAGGCCGGGGGCAGAGUCCUAGGGGCGAAGCCGGAGCACAGUUUGCUUAAUUGAUUUGCUCUUCAUUGGCGCCUUUCCCAGAGGGUCCCCGGGGGAGGGGCAGAGAGCUUUGUUCUGAGGCCGGCUGACCCAAUCCUCCCGCAUCCUCCCCGGCCGCGGCGGUGAGGGGCCGGGGGCGUGGUCGGGGGUGGAGCCCUGGCCGGAAUGUCCCCGUGAGGGGCUGGGCUUGCUCUCACUCCCAGCACCCAGCCGCGGGGGAGCCCCUCGGUGUCUUGGUGGCCUCCUCGUAGAGUCCUGGGCUGCCGAGCUCCGCCCGGACCUAACGAUGCGGCGAGGGAACGGUGCGCGCCCCGGCGAUUCGAUCUGACCUCUCAGCCGGCACCACCUUGGCCAAACGGCUUACACGCACGCCUGCCUCGGCUUCCUCAAGUGUGCUGCCGAGGAAGACAAUCCCAUCUCCCUGGCAGUGGAUGGAAAGCCUCACACUGCGGUCCCCGCAGCCACGCCCCAGCGAGCUGCGGGGUCUCCGUGAGGAGGCCGGGGUCCCCGAGGACCACCCACCCGCAGGCCGCUGCUUGCCUUGGGCUUGGGGCGGCCCCUCCCUCCGGGAUUCUCCUGGCCUUCCUGCCUCUGCCGGGCUCCCACUGGCCUGGAGGCGACCCCACCCUCGGUCCCUUUUGUGGGGAGCGCGCUGGGGGAAAGUCACGGUGUACGGAUCUAGUGUCUCUCCCCUCCCCUGCUCCCCGCCUCUCGCAGUCCCCCGGUCUACACCCCGGGGAGGGCCACCCUCUGUCCGAGGCCACGCCCUCCUCCUGCCUGCGGCCCCACCGCGGCCGGCCUGGCCCCUGGCGUGCAGGCCCCGGGUGCGCACCCCUCCCGGCGAGUGUUCGCUUCUGACCAAUAGGAAAGGGCAGGGGUGAUGUCACUCCUGUGACUGUCAGCCCACCUUGCUGACUCCCAGAUCUUUGCCUCUCUGAUCGACAGCUGUGUCCUCUGCCCUCCCCGCUCUGGCUGGCUGGUGUCCCCGCCUCCCUCUACAGCUGCUUUCCCCCCAGUUCUCUCUCUCUCUCCCUCUCUAAAGAUUUCUGGAUUUACUGUUUUGUUGUGAAAUAAUUUCAAACUUACAGGAAAUAAAGCUCGGCUCCCGCGCCCCUCCCCCAAACCCGGUGGCAGCAGGACGGCCAGAUGGCCAAGCAGCUGUGUCCCCACUUCACCGGCGAGUCACCUGACUUCCUCUCACUGGGUCUCCAUCUGUACCCCAGGCUGGUCUGGAACUCACAGCAAUCCUCCUGCCUCAGCGCUCCAGUCCUGGAAUGCACGAGAUUCGAUGCCCUUUUCCUGGUGGUGACGGGCUGGAUAAGCUUAGGCCCUUUCUACAUGUUCCCGCCCAGAGCUCAGUCCCUCUGCUCUUCCGCCUGGAUUUCUCAAGGUCUCCUUUCUCCUCCUCUCUUAGGGCCCUGGUAACUGUUGCGGCUACUGGUCCUCUGUGUCUGCAAACGGUAGGCGCCUAAUAAAGAACGUGUGAUGUGGCAGCUGCCUGAUCACGGGCCUGGCGCCUCAGGCAUCGUGACUGACUCAGUGUCCCCAGGAGCCGUUUGUCAAGCGCCCUGCUGUCAAGCCUGGCACAACACAAGUGCUGGGUCCUGGAUUCGAAUCCUCAGAGCUCAAACCAGCACCGUGGUCCCUGGGCCUUCAGGGUGGCCCAGCCAGUCAGCAAGGCCCUGUCUCAGAAAGGGAGGUAGAGAGAGGCCAGGCCUCCACAGUCAGCCUCAGCCUGCACUGCUCUGCAGGAGCGUGAGGCAGGAGGAUUGCCGGGCAUUGGUGGCCAGCCUGGGUUACUGUGUCCAAACACAGGUGUUUGUUGGGUGGAGCCACUUGCUCAAGAUGUGCUUUCCUGUGCUGGGGUGGGCGGGGCCUCAGAAUCCGAAACCUUUGUCAGUCACUUCGGGGUGACGGCCCCGCCCACCCGGAGUCUGUGGUGUGGGAACCGGGCGGAGGGCCCACGCGAUGCCCGCUGGGCGGGUGGGUGGUAGCUUUAUUGCGGGGGGGGGGAGGGUUGGUGCCUUUAAGGGGCGGGGACUGAAAGGGGGGCUUUAGGUUGGGAAGUGCCCUUUAGAAGGGGCUUGUGAAACCCCAGACCCCUCCCCCCUUCUGAGACAGGAGGCACAGCCAGGACAGGCUGGCUUUGAACUCCAGCGAUGCCCCUGCCUCCGCUCCCCGAGGGCUGGGGUGACAGCUCUCUCUCCUGUAUCCGUCCGUGCUCUGAGAUGGUCCCUGUGACGUAUGAGCCAGAGAAAAACCUGCUCGGCUUUCACCCGGCACCCGGGAGGCAGAGGGAGGAGGACGUCGGUGAGUUCGAGGCCAGCCUCAGAAAACCAGAACACAGCAGAUAGUCAAGCAAAACGGCGGGCCUCGCCUCCACGCUCAGCCCGCGGCCGCCUCUGGCUUCCGGGGAGGUGGAGGCAGCGUCUUGUUUCGCUGUUCUUCAUCUCCCCACUAAAGUGACAGUCUUCAGCUGCGGCGACAUCCCAGCCACAGCUACGGGGCGACACUGGGCUGGGCUCGGCCUCCGGGAGGGGCGGGCCGGAGGGGCUCCACGGUCUCUGGAAGUUUGGGGAGGGUGUGUCCCCUCGCCGAAAUACAAGCCCCCAUCUCCUUCCGGGUCUUGUCUGUCCUUCGCGCGGGGACACUGGGCCCAGCCACCGGGGUCCCUCGGCCACCACCAUCCCAGAGCUGACGCGGGAGACGGGGUCCCCCCUCCCUGGGGCGCCUCGGCCGGGGCUCCCGGCGCGCGGGGGCGGUGACGUCACAAAGGUCGGCCGCGCCGGGAGCCCAGGGUCACCUCAGAGCGGGGGGUCCUCCGGGACAUCACGCGGGCUGCGCUGUUCCCGGGAGCCACUUCCGCGUGAGGGCCCUGAGUUCGGCCACAGCAGGCGCCACGGGCUUCCCGGGUGGCCCCGGAGAUGCCCGAGGGUCCCCCGUGCCGCCCCGCGGGGGACUCGGCGGCGCGCGGCGGCCGGAGGUAGGGGCAGCCAUGGCGCAGUGGGCAUGGGCCCGGGGGGCCCCGCUGGUCCUGGGGGCCCUCUGGCUGGCGCUGUCUCCGUCGCGCGCGGGCGCGCAAGUGAACCUGAGCUCCGUGGACUUCUCGGACCUCCCGGCGCUGCUCGGGGUCCCCGUGGACCCCCAGAGAGCACGCGGAUACCGACUGGUGGCCAGGCAGGUCGACGCCUGCCUCGCCGCCGACGGCCCUGGGCCCGACAACCGCUCGCUGGACCCACUCGUGCUGGUCCGGCCGCUGGGCUGCGCGUGGGAGCGCGCGGGGCGGCGAGCGCGGAGAGCCGGAGCCGCAGCAGCCCCCGUGCGCCCCGAGGCCCCGGGGAGGAGGCGCGUGUCCAACGACCUGGAGGUGACGGUGCGCUGCGACCGGCCGGCGCGCGUGCUGCUGCCCCGAGGGGGACCGUGCCCGGACCCCGAGUGCCACCCCGCCGUGGCCGCGUCCUGGGCGCUCGCCAGAGCCCUGGCCCUGGCCGCGUCCACGCUGUUCGUGCUGCGGCAGCUGUGGCCGUGGCUGCGGGGCUGGGGCAGCCGGGGCACCGCGGUGAAGACGCAGACGUGCCAGAAGGCGCAGGUGCGCACCUUCACGCGCCUCAGCGACCUGUGCGCCAUCUGCCUGGACGACUACCAGGAGGGCGAGCGCCUCAAGAUCCUGCCGUGCGCGCACGCCUACCACUGCCGCUGCAUCGACCCCUGGUUCUCGCGCGCCGCGCGCCGCUCCUGCCCCCUGUGCAAGCAGUCGGUGGCCAGCACGCACGACGGCUCCACGGACGGCAGCGUGGGAGGCGACGACGCGCCGCUGCCCUGCCACCGCCCCCCCAUCUGGGCCAUCCAGGCCCGCCUGCGCUCCCGCCGCCUCGAGCUGCUGGCCCGGCCCGUCCCCUGCCGUCGCUGCAGCAGCGCCGCGUCCCUGGGGCUGGCCGACAACGUGGCGCCGUCAGAGACCACCCCCGAGCCCUCCUGACCUCGACGGGCGCGGGCAGGGGCGGACGCCGCGCAGGGGAGGUGCGGGGGGGUGUGCCCAAUAAAGAGUUUUCAGUCUGGACGCUCGGCCUCCUGCUGUCCCGCGGCCCCGCCACCCCCACGGCCCUUCCCGCCACCCCACGGCCCGCUUCUGGCAGCAGCCCGGCCCCGCCCCCUCCUGGGUCUCAGUUUCCCCAUCUGUGAAAUGGGCUCAGCGGCGCCGCCUGCCCCACUGAGGACGACUCCGACUUUCCCAGGAUGCAAAGGCCUGCGUGCGGGCGCCGCAUCUGUUGACUGACUAAGCGACCUGCCCAGCUGCCUGAGUGAUGAAACCCGACGGGACAAGGCCACUCACGGAGCCCCGGCCUGCAUCCAGCAGGCGCUGGAUAAGUGUGUAGGGUUCCCCUCGCCCUGUGAGCGGGGGUCCCCCGUUCUGUCGCAGCCCCCCGCCCGGGACCGGGCUCGUGUCCAGCCGCCUCCGGCUGCCACCGGCUGCCAAGAGUCCCAGCUGCUAGGCGCCCGUGCCAGCUCCGCGCCUCCGCCGGCGGGGGCCCCUUCCUGCCUGGCCAGGCGCGCCAUCUGUGUUCCCCGAGAGGGGAAGGGGAAACUGAGGCUCUGCAGAGCGCGCCGGCCGCGGAGUCCCACCCUCGGAAACGGUCUCCCAGGCGGCUUGCCGGAGCGGCGCCUCCGAGAAGAGAAGCCGGAUUCGAACUCCGGUCGCACCAAGGACACGGACUGCCUAGACCUUCCAGGUCGCGUCUGCUCUGGUGCGGGCCGAGCCCCACCCCAUCCUGGUCUGCGGACCCUGCAGCGCGGGACCCCCACCUCCCCAGCGCAUCCUCCUCCAGCCCUCCUCCUCCAGAGCACCCU
Molecule: messenger RNA, 6364 nt
Organism: Meriones unguiculatus (Mongolian gerbil)
Lineage: Eukaryota; Metazoa; Chordata; Mammalia; Rodentia; Muridae
Gene: Znrf4
Product: zinc and ring finger 4
Exons: 1
Coding region: 4512-5495 (327 amino acids)
Biological process (GO): ubiquitin-dependent protein catabolic process; negative regulation of cell cycle
Cellular component (GO): cytoplasm
Molecular function (GO): ubiquitin protein ligase activity
Source: RefSeq, a predicted model, not a curated record